This is a messenger RNA of Rhinocladiella mackenziei CBS 650.93, 741 nucleotides long. RefSeq lists its product as uncharacterized. NCBI's taxonomy places the organism in Eukaryota, Fungi, Ascomycota, Eurotiomycetes, Chaetothyriales, Herpotrichiellaceae. The record is from RefSeq and is a predicted model, not a curated record. The transcript has a single exon. Bases 1 to 741 code for a protein of 246 amino acids.
AUGAAGCCGACACUUCUUUUCGUACCAGGAGCAUGGCAUUCACCAGCACAUUACGAUCGAAUCAUCGAACUUCUUUCGGAAUAUCCAUGCGAAAUUGUCACCCUGGCGACAGUCGGACCCAUUGAUCCAGCCAACACAGAUGCCGACACCGACGUCGAGAUCAUAUCCAAAGCAAUCGAUCAAAUUCUUUCCCAAGGAAACGAUAUCGUCCUCAUUGCACAUUCGUACGGAGGAAUUCCAGCUCUAAGUGCGGCAUAUUCAUUCGUGGAUCGAAAACCAGGAAUCAAAGCCAUUGCACUCAUGGCAUCAUUUUUGUAUCCGCCACAAACAUCUUUGAUCAUGCCUCUGGGAAAUCAGCCGGCACCAUUUCACAAAAUUGAGGGUGACUUGGUACACGUUGGAGAUCCCGGACCGGAGGUAUUGUUCUACAAUGAUUUAUCAAGCGAAGAGGCAAGCCGAUGGACCAAGAUUUUGAAACCACAUUCAUGGCGUAGCAAAGAAAAACCACCAUCUUCUGAAGGGGUGGGUUGGUGGUUUAUUCCGACGAGUUAUUUGGUCUGUGAAAAUGACAACGCGAUUCCGGCACCAUUUCAACGUAAGAUGAUUUCGGAUGCGAAUGAAGCAUAUGUGGCGAGAGGAUCGAACUGGAAAAUCCGAGAAGAAGUGGUGGACAGUGGACAUAGUCCAUUUUUGAGUAUGCCAGACCAGGCCGCAGAUUUCAUCCGACGUACGACAGGAUGA